AAGAAAAAAAUCUCUUGCCACGAUCACGAUCUUCUUGCCCCAUGUUUUAGUUUCUCCUUUGCAGUUCCAGUUGUCACCCUUAACAUAUUGUUUAAUUUGGAUGUGUGGAUAAUGAUUACUUGUCCUUUUAAAUAUUUUUUCUGGUUUUCCAUCUUGUUACACGUCUAAUAUGCUAUAUAACAAUGAACCUAAACGGCGAAACUUCAACAUCUUCGCGAAGGAAAUUGGUGUUGAAAACUAACACCCCUUCAGAUCUUUCCAAGGCAUUGGUUCUGUAUCAGCCUUUCCCAGGAGGUCAAUGUGUAGGAAGAAAUCUAGUGUUAAAUGCUAAUACAGAGCGCAAACCAGCUAGACACCUUCUGAAACCCAAAAUUAAAACUGAAUCUAAAGAAAAAAUUAAGAAGACACAUGAAAAAUCUGAUCCAAAAAAAUCAAGUUACAGUAACAUGUUCUUGUUGGGUAUGGUAUUGGCUGUAACUGUUAUAUUGUCACUAACCAGGUCAAACAGAGACUGGGAUCUGUGUGACACAAAAUCAAUGGUGGUUGAUCUCAAGCUACUGAAACAAGAAUUAACCACUAAUCUUUAUGGACAGUUUUUAGCAGAUACAUCAAUUAUUAAUGCACUGGAAGAAUUCCAAGUGACAGAUGAACAAAUGAAAGUGCUUAUCCUCCUUGGAGGACCUGGAACAGGAAAAACAUGGACAACCCACUUGAUUGCUAACUCAACGUCAGAAAAAACUAAUCAAGUGUCUUUACAUCUUGGACCCUGGUCAAGUUUGCAAGAGAUUCAAGCGGCCUUCAACGAAUUGAAAUGCUGUCGCUGGAACUUCAUUUUUAUUGAAGAUUCAGACUACGCGGAUAGUCAACAGAUCGGAACUCUAGUUGAUAUGGUGUCCAGUGUCAGCCAAAAUAUUUCUUGCGCUCGCCGAAAAAUUGUUAUGAUAUUGACAAGUAAUUAUGGCCAAAAGGAAUUUGCCAAAUUGCUUUUUCGGGAGCUCGAGAGACUUGGUACUAGAUACACUGUAAGUCAUGAAGAUAUUCGCGAGACCGUCAAGAAACUGACUUCUCCUCUCAUCAAUGGUUUCGCCCAGCGAAAGGUACCUUUCAUUCCGAUUCCUUAUCUGCCUCUUGAAAAAAUGCAGUUAGAGCAGUGCAUUCAUAACGAUUUGGUGUUAAAGAAGAAAGUAGCACCACCUGAUGUUAUAAAUAAAAUCAUCCAACAUUUUCGAUUCUUUCCUGCCCCAAAAGACUAUUUUGUCGUUGCGGGGUGCAAAACUGUACCUACUUUUGUCAACUUAUACACUUGAAACUGCUUGAUGAAAAAGGAUGGCGGGUUUUAUUGUGUUCACAGGUAAAUUCAGAAUACAACAUUUGAAACAUAAUAAAAUGCUUCAUUAUCUCCUCCGCAUAUCAGAGAUUCUCCGCAUACGUCCACACUGUUUACUGCUAGCGGUAGAGUGGGAAGAAUUUCUUUUAUGUUGAGCUGUUGGGUAGCCAAGUCUCCGCUCAGCCAAAGAUUACCAGAUGAGCCACCUAGAGCUAAUGUAUGUUAAGAAAUUAUUGUUUUCUUUUUCCUUUUGAUUUUUUUUAAUACUCGAAGCGGGACUCUUCGCACAUAAUGGAACCCAAUGCCACACGGCUCCUGAUUCACUAGCGGUAAAAAGAUGAUCUGCUCGUUCUGGGUGAAAGCGCAAAUCGUUCAGGCAAUUGUCCGAAGCUUCCAUAACGGUUACUGGUGUCUGAGCUUUGCGCAUAUCAUAUACAGUGAGCAUUCCAUCAUAGCCACCUACAGCAACUAUGUGUCCUUGAAACGGAUGUCUGUCCAUACUUGUUACACCGACCUAGGUAAAGAAUAAACCGGUUUUAACUUAAAAAAAAGUUACAGAGACUGCCUUGUUACCUCGGAAUCUUCGGAAAGUGAGGUUGACAGUAUUGGCUUCUCCGAUAUUGAUCGCAAAUCCCACAGUUUGAUCAUACCCCUCGAGUUACCGGUGAAAAUCUCGUUUUGAGAAGU
This is a messenger RNA of Daphnia magna, 2014 nucleotides long. Its product is annotated as torsin-1A. The record is from RefSeq and is a predicted model, not a curated record. Bases 183 to 1307 code for a protein of 374 amino acids. Gene Ontology annotation, biological process: cellular response to misfolded protein. The transcript is spliced from 2 exons. Lineage: Eukaryota; Metazoa; Arthropoda; Branchiopoda; Diplostraca; Daphniidae. Gene Ontology annotation, molecular function: ATP hydrolysis activity; ATP binding.